Spirometra erinaceieuropaei is the source of this 582-nucleotide messenger RNA. The record is from the annotation of a GenBank genome assembly. NCBI's taxonomy places the organism in Eukaryota, Metazoa, Platyhelminthes, Cestoda, Diphyllobothriidea, Diphyllobothriidae.
AUGAUGCGUCAGUUCCACGGCGGCAUGAUGGCGCGAGUCACGGACAAUGGAGCUGUCUCAGAGACAUUCGCAGUGACCAACGGAGUGAAGCAGGGCUGCGUCCUCGCGCCCACUCUCUUCAGCCUUAUGUUCUCUGCCACGCUGAUGGACGCCUGCCGUGACGAACGCCCUGGGAUCCUCAUCGCUUACAGGACGGACGGCAAACUCCUUUACCACUGGCGGAUGGACUUCCAGUCGCGGGUAUCCGAAACCACCGUCCAUGAACUUCUCUUAGCCGACGACUGCGCCCUCAACACCACCAUGGAAGGGGACAUGCAAAAGAGCAUGGAUCCCUUCGCCGCCGCCUGCGACAACUUCGGCCUGGUCAUCAACACCGAGAGGACUGUGAUCAUGAAUCAACCGCCACCCAACGCUGCCUACGUCGCACCCCAACUCAAUGUGAACGGUGCCCAACCGCAAGUCGCGGACAACUGCUACUUCCUGUGCAGCACCCUUUCCCGCACCACCAAGACCGACGAUGAAGUGGCCCGUCGGAUUUCCACAGCUAGUCGAGCCAUCGGCCGUCUGCAAAGCACAGUCUAG